CAACAUCGUAGAAGAAGGGAAACUACAACUUUUUUUUAGUAGACUGAGUGAAUUCAUUUAUUGUAACUGUUUUUCUCAAGCAUGAGAUGCACAUUUAAUAUUUGUCUUUGGAUUAUCACAAAAAUUGCUAACUCUACAUGGUUAUAAAGUCUGGAAAAAGACCUAAUAACAGGUUUGUGAAAAAUGAUUGCAGAUACCAUGAAGUCAAGAUAUGACGACAUUUUAAAAUAUAAUGAUGCGGUAGUACAAAAAAAAAGAAAAACUCACACCAAAGAGUCUGAGCGAUCUCCUACUAAUUCGGAUCGUACUGACAAAAUUUAUCAUAACCAAAAGAGAAAGGCCCAUCGACAUAAAGGUUUAAAAAAGCAUUCUAAACACAGUGAUUCAGAUGAUGCUGUUUCAAAAAAGCAUAAAAAAAAACACAAAAAACAUAAAUCGAAAGACUCGAGUGGAAACAAUAAAAAUGCGUGGGGAACCUAUGGUGUUUUACAAGACUGUGAUCUUUGGGUGAAAAGACCUGAAUUUCAAUUAUGGCUUUUAGAAAUUAAAAAAGAAAAUUUGGAAAUGUUACCGAGUUGGAAAGAAAGAGAACUAUUUCGUGAAUACAUAGAAGAUUACAAUACAUGUACUUUUCCUCAUGAAAAAUAUUAUUCAUUGGCUGCGUGGGAAAAAAAACGUUAUAGUGAUAGCCCAGAUAGUGAUAACCAGGUAUCUUCAAUAGUAUUUAAUGAUGAAGAGUUACGAAGAAAGGAAAUUCAUCGUUUAAGAGAAAAAUUUAAACUUGAUGAGCAACAAUGUGCUUACAACUCGAUUCGAAAAGAUAGUGAAAAGAUUGAAGCUAUGCGACAUCAACAUUUGCUUCAAACACAAAUGAAAACACUUUUCCGAAUGGGUCAUAUUGCAGAAGCUGAGAAAAUUCGUGAUAGAUUGCGAAUUGAAGAAGAAUAAUGGUGAUAAAGUCAAAAAAAAAAUUUUUAAAAUUUUUUUUCUAAACAUACGAACCAUUAUAAAGCGACAAGAGAUUUUAAGAGGCUUAAAAGAGGAAGAAAGAAUGACAUAAAAUAAUUUAAUUUUUUAAUUACAAUAACCAAACGUUUUUAUAGGCAUGGAUAGAAAACAUGGAUUGGGCGGCGA
Messenger RNA from Hylaeus volcanicus, 1134 nucleotides. RefSeq lists its product as uncharacterized. The coding region runs from base 184 to 948 and encodes 254 amino acids. The transcript has 8 exons. Lineage: Eukaryota; Metazoa; Arthropoda; Insecta; Hymenoptera; Colletidae. The record is from RefSeq and is a predicted model, not a curated record.